Messenger RNA from Sipha flava (yellow sugarcane aphid), 1523 nucleotides. RefSeq lists its product as uncharacterized. The transcript has 2 exons. Lineage: Eukaryota; Metazoa; Arthropoda; Insecta; Hemiptera; Aphididae. The record is from RefSeq and is a predicted model, not a curated record. The coding region runs from base 952 to 1326 and encodes 124 amino acids.
UUAAAAUCUGGCGAUAAUAUUGGUUUUACAACGACGCCUUUACAAGGUUUUGAUUUUUUUACGUUACAAGUUGUACAUAAAUUAAUAAAUAUUUGGAUUGCUCUUCGAGGAAUAUUGUAUUUAUUUUUUAAAUAUCGCUCAACUUUAUCCCUUCCACCAUGACCAGUUAUUUUAUGACUUUCUUCGAUUUUUUCAAAAUAGUUUUUGUUAUGGUAUCACUGUUGUUCAAACGCAUGUGUAUGUGUGUGUGUAAAAUGUGUAUAAGCAACGACCAUUCUUGCUCACUCUAUAAUUGUUAUCACUCGACACAGUCGUGAUCUGUUGUUCACUAAUAAACUUUCGUUAAUUAGUUACCUAAUUAUUUCAGUGUUUUAUUUUGUUCAUAAAACACAAACACAACAUGGUGUCAGGUGUCAUCGAUUCUGUGUCUUCCGUUUUCCGUUAAAUAAAAUAACCUCGUCAUAUUAUACUCAUAAUAAUAUUGUAGGUAACCUAACCUAACUGUCGUAUUGUCAUUUAGUGUCGUCAUCAAAAACCAUGUGUAUCUAAACAUUUUUUUUUUCUUCCGCACUAUGUCUGUCUACACUUUUGAAACAUGACGUCUGGAUUGAUUGGUAGUCUACCACCAUUAUCCGUAGAAGGUAAUCUAUGUCAAUAUUGGAAUGAAUGGAUUCAAUACUUUAAUAUUUAUAUGACUACCAGUGGGUAUAAUUCAUUAAAAGAAUUUAGGAAAGUGUCGAUAUUCCUACAUUUUAUCGGUAAGCCAGCGCUCAAAAUAUUUAAUUCUUUUAAUCACGAUAUUAAAACAGUUUCACUGGAAACUGUUAUCGCUUGUUUGACUACUUUAUUCCUCGGAAAAAUGUCACUAUUGAACGUCAUAAAUUUUUCACAAGAUUGCAGUCUGCAGAUGAAAGUAUCGGUGAAUACGUUGCAGAUCUUAAAAACUUAAGUAUGUCUUCCGAAUUUGAUACACUACGUGAGAGUCUUGUAAAAGACGUUCUUAUAUUUGGUCUACAUAAUAAUUGGCAACAAUUAAAGCAACAUUUAUUAAGAGAAGAUGAAUUGUCUCUUGAUAAGGCUCUGAAAAUAUGUUCAUCGAUGGAGUUGUCUAAUUGUACAGAACAAUUAAAUAAUCCCAGUGAAGAUUUGCUGACGGUUCAAACAACUAAAGUAUCAUCAUCAAGUUGUUCAAGAAAAAAUUCACAGUCAAAGUCAAAAUGGUCGCCUCAAAGCAAUACAAUUCAAAAGAGGGAGACGUCAAGUUCACAAAAAAGGAACAAUAAUGGUAGCAUCCACUUACAUCCAUGCGUUGAACAGACUGAGUAAAUCACUGAGAUUCCAUCAAUCAGAUGGUACGUAAUAAAAUUGGUACAGUCGAUAGUAUUUUCAAUAAGAAAACAAAUCCACAUCGCAACCACCGAGAAACUGAACAACUUGCAGUCCUUCAAUUUCUCGACUUCAAUUGAAUAACUGAUACUCCACCAGAUCAUUCAGUCACCAAUAUCUUCAAUCAACACUUGUUU